AUGAAAAGCACCCACUUGGAAAAAGAGGAGAGGGGGUACUUCACAUCCCCUUCCUCUAACUUCCGUGGUUCAGGCGGGAAAUCUAGCGAGACGAGAAACAUGGCGUCUAAAUACAAUCGAACAAUUGAGGAAGUUCUGUCUGUUUUAACUAAUGCCAAAGUGUCGGAGAAAGACUUGACACCUGUUACGCAGGUUUUGAGUUUUUCAGAAUCAAGUGAGCUGGAAGAAAACUUACUGCUGCUGGAGCUGGAUAACAAUCUUUUAGGUUUGCUUAAUAAUGGUGACAGUUUGGCAUUCAGGGGUGACAAAAAUGAUAGUGCAGUCAUGUGCACUAAGAACAAGACUUUUGAAGUUAAGACUGCUGAAAUAUCAAAUUCAUUAGCACUAGUACCUGAAAUCCUCUGGAGUCAAGACACAAAUGAUUCAAUUGAGGACAGAAGUCUCACCGAAAAGAAUGUUGUGAAAGUAUUCUAUGAGUACCUUGAAGUACGACCUUGUGGUCCACGUCUUCAGAAGUUAAGAUCAUUACUUGAAAAAGGACAGUAUAGUGGUCCCGAAUAUGAAGAUGAUAUCAAAGAGAGUGGUGUGAAAUUACUCACAUUCCAUGAUUUACUUCAUAAAAUACAGGCAAGCGAAGAGGAAUUAUACGCAGCCCUGAAAGAAAACUUUGCGUGCUGCAUUGAUGGUUUUUGGAGGUGUUUAGAAUUUAACUACCACUUCCGUGUACUCUCUUCAAUUCUUAGUCUUCUUGAUGAAAACUCGUGGCCAAUAAAUGGUGUGCUUCGCCAUGAAGUUUUAGAGACAUUAAAUGAUCUUGUCCCAGAAGUCAUACUAAAUCAUCUGAUGGACUGGUAUACUUCAGAAAACCCAAAUCAAAACACCUGCACUCUGAGAGAUGACAGAAUUUGCAAAGUUCUUGGUGAAGUGUUGCUUCGGCCUGCUGGAAAAUGGAAUUUACAAGAAUUUCUUACAGCUUGGCAACAAAGUGUACCUGAAGGAAUGGUAACAAAUAUGAAAUAUUUAGAAGGUAUUGCUAUAAAAGAUACCUCAUGCCAACCACAAGUUGUGCGCUAUUUUCCCGAAUGGGAGCUUCCAGAAGAUAUUGGCGAAAGAUUUAAGGUUUUGUUUCAAGCAAGGGAGAAGUGGACUAUUGAUGAUAUCCGCCCUUUUGUGGAGCGUUUGACCACAAGCAAGAUGAAUGUGAAUGCGCUGUUGACUAAACAUGCAAGAGCAUCAACAUUGAAUGGAACAAAGUAUUACAGCGCAAGACAUGGCAAAUAAUGUUAUCUGUAUUGUUUCCACCAAUUUUUCUGUACAGUAAGUGUAUUUCUCAUAAAUUUUAAAGAUAGCUGUAAUAGCUGCCAUUGUAAUUUGUACUUUGGUGCAAAGAAUUUUACAAGAGCUGAGCAAAUUUAGUAACAAUUUAAAUUAUA
Frankliniella occidentalis (western flower thrips) is the source of this 1433-nucleotide messenger RNA. RefSeq names its product sister chromatid cohesion protein DCC1. Gene Ontology annotation, biological process: mitotic sister chromatid cohesion; maintenance of mitotic sister chromatid cohesion. The transcript has 8 exons. The record is from RefSeq and is a predicted model, not a curated record. Gene Ontology annotation, cellular component: chromatin; nucleus; chromosome, centromeric region. Bases 1 to 1281 code for a protein of 426 amino acids. Lineage: Eukaryota; Metazoa; Arthropoda; Insecta; Thysanoptera; Thripidae.